Molecule: messenger RNA, 714 nt
Organism: Pestalotiopsis fici W106-1
Lineage: Eukaryota; Fungi; Ascomycota; Sordariomycetes; Amphisphaeriales; Sporocadaceae
Exons: 1
Coding region: 1-714 (237 amino acids)
Cellular component (GO): mitochondrial large ribosomal subunit
Molecular function (GO): structural constituent of ribosome
Source: RefSeq, a predicted model, not a curated record
AUGGCCGUUCUCAGGCCAAUGGCAACACCGACGACGAGGUGUCUGCUCGCCCAGCCCUCGACCGCGACAGCCACCGCCGCUACCCGCGCAACAUUCAGCACAACGGCGACGGCCUCGCGCCAGACGCCCACGCAUCUCAAGGUGCCAUUUGAGCGCGUGCCCGACUAUCCCUACGGGCCCUUUCGGUGGUACAAGCAGCGCAACUCGGGACUAUACGGCACCUCCAAGAUUCGCUUUGGCAAUACCGUGUCGGAAGAGCACAACAUCAAGCAGCCAACAUCAUGGCGGCCGAACCGGCACACCAAGCGCCUCUGGUCCCCGAGUCUCAACAUGUUCAUCCGCACCCGCCUGACCGCCCACGUUCUCCGCACCAUUGACCGUCUCGGCGGUAUUGACGAGUACCUGCUCGGCACCAAGCAGCGCCGCAUCAAGGAGCUCGGCCCCGCCGGUUGGAGGCUGCGCUGGAAGGUCAUGCAGAGCGCCCCCGUCCAGGAGGAAUGGGCGAGGCAGCGUGAGGCCAUGGGUCUACCACCCAAGGGAUCCGCAGAAGCCCAGGAUGCCGAGGCAGCACCCAGCCCGGAAGAGAUUGCCGAGCUUGAUGCCAUGCUGGAGCGAGGAGACGAAUUCGUUAUUGGCGAGGAGCUUGUCGAGGAGAAGUUCAUGGCCGAGGAGCCAGUCAGCAAAGUCACCGAGGCAAGGAAUACGCCCCAAUAG